CGGUGAUUCGGACAUCCUGUGCCUGUAACACGUCAUGGGGUCGAAUUAUCGCGAUUCAGGACGAGAAAGUCGUCGGGAGCGGGGAAGUGACUGGGGAAGAGAGCAAGGAAGAUACGAGUUCGGGCGUGACCGCUAUGGCGAUGGAAGACGGGAACGAUCCCUGGAGCGAGGUAGUUCAAGUCACGGUGUCCAGAGGGAGGCCCCGCAGCGAUUUACACCAGUGUGUUACGAAUGCGGUGAGCCCGGGCACUAUCGAAACCAAUGUCCCAAGCUGGGAAGGGACGGAGGCCAUAGACCAGGAGGCCAGCGAGGGCGGUCUACGUCACCGCGGCAGUUCACACGUCAGCCCGAACCUCGUGCCAUGACCGAAGAUCCGGCGAUGACACGCAAACUGGAGGAUCUUGCGGCCUCUAUGGCAGCCAUGAAAGAAGUGAUCGAGGCGGAGAAUGCGGCAAAGGAAGAGAAGCGGAAAAGGAAGACCGAGAAGUUGGAACGUAAGCGACUGAAGGAGGAGGAAGCGUGGUUGGCAGAGGAGGCGCGACUUGCAGAACAGAAGCGGUUAGCACGUAAGGAGGAGAAGUUAAGAAAGGAGGAGGAAGCUCGCGAAAACAUGAGAAAGGAGUUGUUGAUGGAGAUUUCAAUCCGCAUGGGACAACUAGACGAAUCGUUACAGCAACGGUAUGAACGAGAUUUGCGUGAAAAAAUGAAGGGCAAGCAGCAAGUGGUCGAGUACUCGUCCGAUGAGGAAUCUGUUGAUUCACACGGGAGUGAUGUGGACGCUUUGAGUCGCAAGACCGAGCAAUUGGUGAUAUCGGAGAAACGUAAGUGGGGAGCCGACCUGCCUAUUGACGACAGCCCACCUAUGGAGACACCGGCAAAGCGUGUAGCGAAGCGUCGCCUUCAGCUAGGAUGUCGUCACCAGCCCCUCAAGAAGUCACCUCCUUAUAAAACACCGUUGACAAGCAGGAAGAAGAUCCCGGCUGCCCCGGGGUCCGUGGGUAAGUUGAGGUUCAUUACCGACAAUCUGCGACAGCUGGGCAACAUGAAUGUUGACGAGCUCAAGAGGAUCUGCAUAGCUGAGGGUGUGGAAUAUGAAGGUAAGAAGAUGCAAGCGAUACUCGCUCUUGCAGAGAAGCGGACUGUAGUGGCAUAUGGGGAAGAGGAGGGCCGAGUAGGGGAAGAGAACGCAGGGGAGAUCAGGAAGGGCGGCGAGGAAGAAGAGCCGGACGCAGCGAGAUUUCCCUAUCCAAGGAUAGGUGGUCACAUGCAGUUUCGGUUGCAGGAACUGGAGGGCAUUCAUCCGCUCCUCUGUAAUGCUAAUAAUGUUCUGAAGCUUUCGCAUCCGGAUCGUGGAGGACUGUUACUACAAGAGAUCAAGCAGGGCCUGGAAGGAUGGGUAAAUUGGCGAGGUGGGAAAGUGACCAUUGGGAGAGCCGAAGUGGAGGCGUGUCUGAGUGUGAAGGAGGAUACCGUGUCGAAGUACCUAGACAUGGGGACCGUAUGCAGACUGAAGAAGCAGCUCGAAGGGCUCGUACUUACACCAUUGGACCGGAACCCGGGGGAGACCCUCGCACUAUGUCCCAGGAAGUACUAUGAAGCCAUGUUGCAACUGUUUGUUACGAGUGUGGGUUACAGGGUGAUCAGAGAGCCGGAAGCGGUGGUGAUGGAAGCUAUGCGGUGUGAGGUGUUUGACGCGGGCCUGACGAAGCUUGCACAAUGGGAUAAGAAAGGGAAGUUUGGAGAAGCCUAUGUCAUGCCUAAACAUAAGGACCUGACACGGUUUCGGCCAAUCUGUCCCACAUAUUCAGAACCUACGGUGAGAGGCUGCAGGAUUGUCGCAAAAGCUCUCAAUCAUCUGUUGUUCUCACUUCCACAGGAUUGGCAUUUCAAUCUUCGGUCAAAUACAAGUUUCUUCGAAGUUUGGGAUCCUGUAGAAGAGGUGUUUGGCAUCUGUCUGAUGGAUGACGUGAGUCUGAUUGUCCUCAAACGAAGGCGUAGUUCGAUGAAGGUGGAACGGAUUCGGGAACUCUUCGAGGUACGUUAUCCUGAAAAUCUGCAAUUAAAGAGAACAGAUGAUGACUCUGGUUCCUGGGAUUUCCUCGGUACUCAGAUGCAUGUUAACGCGCUGCAACCGUUUGUUACGUGCUGCCAAGUAGCAAAAAACGAACGCACUAUUUGGCAAGGGGAUGCCUUGGAAUUCAAGAACGGGCAGUCAUUCCGUUCCUGGGGAUGUAAGCAGCAGAAGGGCGCAGUGAUUACGUGCCACCUUCAUCGAAUUGAUCGGAACACAAACGACCGAACCUGCAUUCCGAGGCAGGUUCUCAGCCUGGUUCGGGAACUUCGACUGAAGGAUUUCCCGGCCAAGACAGUGGAGAGGACACUCAAGCGCUUUGCUAAGGGAAGAGAUUGGAUUUGGAAUUGGACUGUGCUCUGGUUAAACCCGCCAUAACCAAGGCCGGCUGAACCAUUUCGGGUUUGCGAAAACAG
This is a messenger RNA of Chara braunii, 2487 nucleotides long. The record is from the annotation of a GenBank genome assembly. NCBI's taxonomy places the organism in Eukaryota, Viridiplantae, Streptophyta, Charophyceae, Charales, Characeae.